Messenger RNA from Monosiga brevicollis MX1, 1986 nucleotides. RefSeq lists its product as uncharacterized. Gene Ontology annotation, molecular function: hydrolase activity, hydrolyzing O-glycosyl compounds. The transcript is spliced from 2 exons. Lineage: Eukaryota; Choanoflagellata; Craspedida; Salpingoecidae. Gene Ontology annotation, biological process: carbohydrate metabolic process. The coding region runs from base 1 to 1986 and encodes 661 amino acids. The record is from RefSeq and is a predicted model, not a curated record.
AUGGUGGGGGAGCUGGCGCGAUGGACGUUGGUCUUGGGGGUUUGCCUGCGUCUGGGAGUGGGUGUUGUGGUGGGACCCGUCUAUUCGAACGACUAUGCAGGAUUGGAUUACAAUGUGACAGACUGGCAUUCGGAUCCAGCUCAAGGGGCCAAUCAUUAUGAGAGUGCAGCGUUAGCCUGCGCGCGCUAUUGCGAGGCGGAUGCCGAGUGCUGCGCCUGGACGUAUUGUCCCCCAGCCCCCAACGAUCCGGAACGGUGCUGCCUCAAAUAUGCCGUGCCAAGCUUGCAAGUUGGAGCUCCGCACUGGACCGGCUUGCCCAGUCGGGCCUACAACAACGCUUCAGGCCACCCAGUCGUGACAGCCAUGUGCCAACAUCGUGAUCCUCCGUAUCCUGGCCCUGCCCAAUGGCAACCGCGGCUUCACAACAUGCCUGCCUGUCUCAACGUGGAGUCCUGGCACGACAUUGCCGCCGCCAUUACCGUAGAGGGCAUACAUCAUGUUUUUCAAGGUUGUCCGGGAGAUGGUGGGUGGCAUCACGCCAGUUCGACGGAUUUAGUUCAUUGGACCAAUCAUGGAAUCAGCGUGACCCAGCGGAAUGAAUCGUACGCUGGCUUCACCUCCGAUGACAGCCCUUGCUCGGGGUUUGCCGUGGCCGAUGAUGACGGCAGCCUCUACGUCGGCUUUCGCCAGUGCAGCAGUACCACAGGUGUGCAAGGCGGUCAUCCUUGGGACGUACCGCUCGAGCUGCGCCGCGCCACCAACAGCAGCCUCUUGUCCUUUGGUGCCAACCUGUAUCUGUACAAUGUGAGUUUUUACCGUGCGCUCCCCUACGACCCCGUACGUCCGUGGAAGGACACCGAUGGCAUGUGGUACAGUACAAUUGCCACGGAUGGCUGCAAUGGCACCUCACGUGCGCUGCCCUGUGCGGCGGGAGGCCAACUCGAUCUCUGGCGCUCCCCGACGCUGCUGGGCCACGCGCAGCCGGGUGCCAAUGCGGGCUGGCAACAUGUGGGAGCCAUGUUUACCAGCAACCGGACGGUCCUCUCCGCGCUGCACCCAGAUCUCAUUGAGCCGCAAGAGCUCGUGACGGUUGACUACAUCGGCGGUUUGCCUGGGGAUCCUGCGCAGGGCGGGACGCGUCUGCUGCUGAAUAACGUGAACGGCAACGCAGGCGUUGGCACCACCAUGUUUUUUCGGGGGCACCAACCGACUCCAGGUGGGCGCUUUGUCAGUCUACACAACGACACGGACUUUGCCGCUGCUGGUGACGUUGGCAUGCUCGAUUGGGGUGCCUUUUGCCUGAAUGUGAGUGGCACCGACAAGCCUGGCCUGGUGGGCCUGGCGCUGCUGCGUGGCGACUGCUCGCGCGGCUUUUCCAUGGCGCGUACGCUAGGUGCUGGCGCUAGCAACCAGGUCCUUUUGCCUGGGCGACGAGUCUUGGUGGGUUGGGUUGGCUUGACGCCUGCAGCCCAAUCGCUGCCGCGCGAUCUCACACUCGGACCUGGGUUCGAAGUUCUACAGCAGUUUGUACCGGAGCUUGAAGCCUUGCGUACACCCGCCAUCGUCUCCCCGGUGCAGUUGGAGGUGGUAGCGACCUUGACCGUCCCCGCCAUGUCGCAGCACGGGUCCUGGCGCAGCAACACAACAGCAGGUGUCCAGUUGCUAGAUGAUGGCAACGGCGGAUUUGGUGUCACCGUGGGUUUUGACUUUGGACGCGAGUUGGUCUUUGUGGAUGCUACACGGGCAGGCAACAGCGACGUGCGAGCGGGGCCCUUGCUGACGCCUGUAACUGGAGACCCAUCAACGUGCCGUCUGCAUUUAAUCUUGGACCACAAUCUACUGACCGUCAUUUUCAACAAUCAGACUGCGCUCACGGUCAUCCUCGAGCCCGAUGACAAGUUUCUGGCCGGCGGGCUGGGCGCUUGGAGUGACGACCCCGCCCUGCUACCCGUUGUGACCUCUUGGUACCUGGAUUUGGCAUCGUAA